Molecule: messenger RNA, 2307 nt
Organism: Rhodotorula toruloides NP11
Lineage: Eukaryota; Fungi; Basidiomycota; Microbotryomycetes; Sporidiobolales; Sporidiobolaceae
Product: atp binding domain containing protein
Exons: 12
Coding region: 1-2307 (768 amino acids)
Biological process (GO): protein histidyl modification to diphthamide
Molecular function (GO): diphthine-ammonia ligase activity
Source: RefSeq, a predicted model, not a curated record
AUGAAGACAGUCGCACUCCUUUCGGGCGGCAAGGACAGCGUGUACAACCUCUUGCACUGCGUAGCGAACGGACACGAGCCAGUCGCAGUCGCUUCGCUGGGUCCGCCAGCUGGGAAAGAUGAACUCGACUCGUUCAUGUACCAGACCGUCGGGCACUCUGGCCUCGCGACUCUCGCUCAGGCUCUUGACCUACCCUUCUUCAGCCGAGCAAUCAAGGGGACUGCGGUCAACGUCGGCGGAGAAUAUGGCACACGCGAGGGCAAGGACAAGGGAAAGCAGAAGGAGAACGAUGGAGACGAGACGGAGGACUUGUACGAGCUGUUGAAGGAGGUCAAGGAAGCGAUGCCGUCAGUACAAGGCGUAUCAGUCGGAGCAAUCCUCUCGAACUACCAACGAGUACGAGUCGAGCAUGUCUGCGCUCGUCUCGGUCUUACGCCCCUCGCCUACCUUUGGGAAAGAAGUCAGCCAGAGCUUUUGCGGGAGAUGGUCGAGGCGGGGAUGGAGAGCGUGCUGGUCAAGGUUGCGGGAGCUGGGUUGCAGGUCGAGCAUCUCGGCAAGUCGCUCAAGGAGAUGGAACCGACUCUACAUCGUCUGAACAAGCGCUACGAGCUACAUGUCUGCGGAGAAGGAGGCGAAUACGAGACUUUUACGCUCGACUGCCCGCUCUUCAAGCGUCGCGUCAACCUCGACAAGUACACCCUCCACGUCUCUGACCCCUCUCCCUUCUCCACCGUCGCCCAUCUCCACCUCGACUCCCUCUCUCUCGGUCCGCCGAAACCCGAUGUGCCCGCGCAGGAGACCUUUGAAGAGCUGCGCGAACGGGUGAAGAGGGAGGUGAAGCUUGGGGUACCGGGUAUCUGGGAGGAGGCGAGUUUCAGGUGGAAGGCGGAGGGGAGGAAGGCGUAUGAGGCGGUCAAAGCCCAGGAGGAGGCGAGCGACGAGGCUGCAGCGGACGGCGGUGUGAGAGAUGAAGAGGGAGGGCAGGGUGUACCGUCGUCGAACUUGACGGAGGACGGGUGGCUUUAUUUCGGCGAAGUACUCGCGGCGCAGGAUAAGCGAGGCGAGGAAAUCUCCAUCGAGGAGGAGGUGCGAAGUUGUUUCGCGGCGUUGCAAGCGCUCCUCAACUCGCACAACACGUCCCUCCUGUCGCUCGCCCACCUUACCGUCCUACUCUCCCCGUCCGCCGAUACUAUGGCGCUCUUCCCACGCAUCAACGCCGUCUACUCUACCUACUUCGGCUCGUCUCCUCCGACUCGCGCUUGCGUUGCCGUUCCUGGACGAGGAAACUGGAGGGUCAAGCUGGAAGGCGUCGCGAAGGUUGCGCAGAGUAAUGUGAGGGAAGAGAGGAAGGCGUUGCAUGUGCAGAGCUUGAGUUACUGGGCGCCGGCGAAUAUCGGGCCGUACAGCCAGAGUGUCAAGACGGGAGGCCGACUCUUCGUUGCAGGGCAGAUCCCGCUCAUCCCGGCGUCGCUCACGCUUCCUCCCUCCCCCUCCUCCUCAAGCUCCUCGACCGCCGACGCCUCCGACAUCUCCUCCCACCUCUCCCUCUCACUCCAACACCUCCACCGCAUCAUCCGCUCCUCCGCGCCUCCCUCUCCCCAAACACACUUCACCUCGUCAAGCAUUCAAGCGCGCGCCUCACACGGCGUAUGCUGGUUCGCCCCGACUUCUUCCUCCGAGAUUGAGUGGCGGCGGCGGGUUGCUGCAGCUCGUGCGGUAUGGGAAGCGAGCGAGAAGACGUAUCUAUUGGUGGAAGACGCGGAGUACGAUGGAGAGGAUGAGGAGAGGGUGCGGACGGCGCCGUUCUUGGCCGUUGAGGCGGCUGCGCUACCGAGGAAUGCGGAGGUCGAGUGGGUUGCGGAGUGGGACGUGCCAGAGAUGCUGCAGGACGACGAGGAUGACGAGGAGGAUGAACGUAGCGGGUUUGGCGAGGACGAGACCUGGGUGCGGUCGACUACAGUGUCGAACCAAAGCGGUCGCUUCGUCUCGUACCAAUGCUCGCAGGCUCCGCCGCGCUCAAAACUCGUUACCUUCGUCCUCGCCGCGCACAAAGGAGAAUCAGAUACACACCCGCUCCCUUCCGUCGACUCCUCCGCCAUCCACUCGCUCAAGGUCUUCUACCAGUCUUCGCGACUGAGCCAAUCCGAGGCCGAACGACUAGCCUCCUCCCUCUGCGGCCUCAACUCGUCAAGUUCGCAGAGACCAGCGCUCUCAUUCGUCCCGGUCGGAAGGAUCGCGACUGGCGGUGCGGUAGAGGAGCAGUGGGAUGUUGGGAUUGUAGGUGUCGCGGCGAGAGUGCGUGCGUAG